AAGAACAAGCAAGUGUUUGCUGAUCCUUACUGCGGAGCUGGUUCCUUGCACCUGCCCUCAAAAACUGGCUUACCCUGGAGGAGAAGGAAUUUGGAGCCUGGAACCAUCCUGCGUGAGUCACCGGGAAGAAGGUCCAAGAGAUCCUAGAAAGAAUGGGUUGUGAACUCCUCCAGAUGAGAACCCAGAGGAGGAAGGGAAUCUUUAUACCUUGGAUGUUCUUUCUGGGAGUGUUUGCUCUGAGGGAGACCAAAGCAGCCCUCCACAAGCUGGAGACCCAAUUUACUGGGUUGGCCAUAACCGACAACCUUCCAGACAUCAUCUUCAAUGUGUGGGUCGAUGGCCAGCUCUUGCUCUCCUAUGAUACCCAGAACAAGGAGCUGCUGAUCAAACUAGGUUGGGCCUACCCACCUUUGAAGAACAAACUGAUGGAGAAACUGAAAGAGCAUCUGCAGCAAGGGCGAGAGGAUGAUUUGCGGCGUUUCAGUGCCUACUGGAUGGUCUCUUAUAAUGAGACUUGGGAGGUUCAAACAACCCAGGUCACAGUUUUCUGUGAGCUGGAUGGAGACAUCCAAGUGGACAGCCGAAUGUGGGUUGGUUUUGAUGGGGAGACUGUCUGCCAGUUAGAUGAACAGAGUGAAGGAUGGGUAACCAAGAAGUCAGAGGUCACACGCUUCUGCAAUUAUUUGGAGGAAAGCGUCCAAUGGGACAAAAUACUAGUAGAUGAAUGCCCAAGAUUUCUGAAGAUUGUUCUGGAACUCUUUCACCUAAAAGAGAAUGAGCCCCCUGAGGUGACCGUGUCUCGCCAUGAUGCCCCAGAUGGCAGGAUCACUCUCUUCUGCACAGCCCGGGGCUUCUACCCCCGCCCCAUCCUGCUCCACUGGGAAAAAGAUGGGCAAAUGGGGAUAUGGGGAAAGGAGACCUCCAGUGGCACCUUGCCCAAUGCUGACGCCACCUUCUACCUCCAACUGACUGUGGAGCUUGAGCUGAGGGACACUGGAGAUGGUUACGCCUGUGUGGUAGAGCACUGUGAGCUAGGGGUGCCUGCCGUGUACCCAGCACCAGGAAAAGUCACGAGAGGAAAGUCCUGGAAAUUGUCUCUAAGUAUCUCAGCCACUACCAUCCUGCUCCUGGUCUCAGCUGCAGCCUUCAUCAUAUGGAGGAAAAAAGAUGCAUGGGGCCACAAGAGCCAAGAGGACAAUGAGGAAGAAGGAAUGUCAUCUUGUUAGGAGAACUUUCUCCUUCUUCCUUUUCCCCUUCUCCUUCUAAUUCUUCUUCUUUCAACCUUCUCCUCUCCCUUACAGAAAUUAGGGAGUCCCCCAACUUCAAAGUAUAGGAAAGGGAUGUUUGGUUAAAACUCACUUAUUUUCAUAUUCCACAUUACAAAAAGUCUUAAAAUCUAGAUAAUCAAAUGAACAAUGAUUUAUUAAGCACCUACUAUGGGCCACAAGAAAGGCAAAAAUAGCCUCAAUUAGUUUGAAUUCUAAUGAGGAAAACAACAUACAAAACAGUAUAGUUAGAGAGAGAAAAAAAAAAAAAACAGACAAACAGAAAUAGAGAAAGUUGAAAGCAACAGAAACAAACAAAAAAAAAUUGAAGAUAAUCUCAGAAAGAAUGCUCCAGGCUUUUUUUGCAAAAGUAUAAUUAAGCUGGGACUUGAAGGAACCCAGGAAAGCCAGGAAGCAGAGAUGAAAAAGGUAAGGCUUUCUCCACUGAGAGAAACACCCAGUGAAAAUGCUUGGAGUCAAGAAAUAAAAGUGUCUUAAAUCAAAAUCUAAAGGGAG
Messenger RNA from Antechinus flavipes (yellow-footed antechinus), 1781 nucleotides. Its product is annotated as major histocompatibility complex class I-related gene protein-like. NCBI's taxonomy places the organism in Eukaryota, Metazoa, Chordata, Mammalia, Dasyuromorphia, Dasyuridae. Gene Ontology annotation, cellular component: external side of plasma membrane. The record is from RefSeq and is a predicted model, not a curated record. Gene Ontology annotation, biological process: immune response.